Pollicipes pollicipes is the source of this 1544-nucleotide messenger RNA. It is a transcript of the gene Sbat, whose product is annotated as LSMD1 domain-containing protein Sbat. The record is from RefSeq and is a predicted model, not a curated record. Lineage: Eukaryota; Metazoa; Arthropoda; Thecostraca; Pollicipedomorpha; Pollicipedidae. The transcript has 4 exons. Gene Ontology annotation, molecular function: RNA binding. Gene Ontology annotation, cellular component: NatC complex. The coding region runs from base 23 to 451 and encodes 142 amino acids.
AGUUUGGAAGGGUGGGCAUUUAAUGACCACUCUUUUGCAAAAAAUGUCAUCAGGCCGAGUUCCUAAUGGGGACUUCUACAACAAUCUGGUUGAUAUGACUUUAAAGUCAGAAGAAAUUGAAGCUGAGAAGCAAAGACAUGACCCUAGACAGCACCCACCCAAACAGCCAAAAAUGGAGAAUCAGUCUCCAGGUCGCUUGCUGCUGGAGUCGUACCUGAAUAAGACGAUGCGGAUCGUGAUGACAGACGGCCGGUCACUGAUGGGCAUCUUCUGGUGCACGGACCGAGACGCCAACGUCAUCCUCGGCAACUGCAUGGAGCAUAUGCCACCCAGAGAGGACGGCUCCCGGGACGAGCCGCGCCCCCUGGGACUAGCCAUGAUACCCGGUCGCCACAUCGUCACCAUGCACCUGGACCAGCUGCAACAUGUGCAGCCAGACCACGUCACGUGACGUGGACCGGCUGCAGCACGUGCAACCAGCUCAUGUCAUGGGACCUUGGGCAGCUGCAGCACGUGCAGCCGGAUCAUGUCACGUGACCUGGACCAGCUGCAGCACGUGAAGCUUAUCAUGCCGGACGUGACCUGAACCAGUUGCUGUGGCACGGGUGCCUGCCGCCUCAACUGUGCUGCAGGAUCUGCAGCGGCGGCACUUAAAGAGGGCGCCGUUUCGUCGCGACACCCGGACCAUGCGUGGCGUAGCGUUGAUCGCCGCGGCUCAGAUCGAACGUGACGUCGAUCGCUGCGGCUCAGAUCGGACGUGGCGUUGGUCGCCGCGGCUCAGAUGGAACGUGACGUCGAUCGCUGCGGCUCAGAUCGGACGUGGCGUUGGUCGCCGCGGCUCAGAUGGAACGUGACGUCGAUCGCUGCGGCUCAGAUCGGACAUGGCGUUGGUCGCCGCGGCUCAGGUCGCACAUCGCGUUGAUUAUCGCGGCUCAUGUCGAACUUGACAUCGAUCGCCGCGGCUCAGAUUGGAUGUAGCGUUGAUCGCUGCGGCUCAGAUUGGACGUAGCGUUGAUCGCCGCAGCUCAGAUUGGACGUAGCGUUGAUCGCCGUGGUUCAGAUCGUGCUGGCGAUGAUCGUCGCGGCUCAGUUCGGGCGUGUCGUACGCUGGGCAUAGGGUGUACCGCCAUUUACCACAGAUUAGCCCAACAUUCGGUCACCGCUUCCCUUCGAGUGUACAAAAUAAUUCACUUCGCGAGUACACUGAGCGAUGGGACACUGAAGUGGACCUUUUGUGGUUAUGAAAGUGCAAUCUGAACGGUACACGCGCCGACCUGGUCGUGAGUUGUGAGUCUGUUGAGAAGCAUAGGCUAGGCCUGCCCAAAGUCAGUGUUCCUGGCUGUUUUUCUUUUGCGAAGGCUUGUUCGUGCGUGCACACUAGAGCUGAACAUCCGGGUUCGUAAUGCCCUAAUAUCAGCUGAAAAUUCGGAUUUGGUGAAUAUUCGACGGUCGAAAUAGCUAUUUCGAUGAUAAAAAAGAUCGUAAUGCUUGCCGAAGAGCGAACAAAUCGUUGCAAAUGCUAUCAAUAUAACUUCUGAAUUUCA